Messenger RNA from Lytechinus variegatus (green sea urchin), 2295 nucleotides. RefSeq lists its product as uncharacterized. The transcript is spliced from 8 exons. The record is from RefSeq and is a predicted model, not a curated record. Lineage: Eukaryota; Metazoa; Echinodermata; Echinoidea; Temnopleuroida; Toxopneustidae. The coding region runs from base 802 to 2211 and encodes 469 amino acids.
UUGCCGCCCUCCCACUGAGAUAUCUCCAAUCAAUGAUUAUAUCAUGGAAAAGAAUUGAAUAAUAUAAAUAAUACAUAGGCUACAUUAUUUAGGACUACCAAAAAAUUCGUCUCUUUCUGUGGGCUUGAAAUUUAAAAAGGGGGAAGUCAAAACGCUCACGUCAUGCACGUUGGGAUAUAGUCAUCGAAGUGUUAUGCAAUCCAUUUUGUCAACAAUAGGGCUUUACAAAAUAAUAGCAAGAGCAAACAAUUUGCAUGCAGGCAGGUAAGUACCAGUGUAUAUGGGUGUGUGUGUACGGAAAUAGAUCUGCAUUGGUAAUUUGGGGUAUGGACAAUAAAUCAAUCACGAUUGUCAAAAAUGCAUGUAUACAAUAAUCUUCAUAAUUUGAAGGGACUGUUCGGUGUUAUCUGACUGUGAAUUUGUUGAAUGGACACGCUCGAGUGGAGUAUAUUAUUUUCAAAUCAGUGCCAUUUUUAGUCAUGACUACAGCGGAUAAUAGCUACAAUAGUUUCAUCGAUUGGAAUUUGUGUCACAAUUGUGUAGUUGCACACAGUUCCAGACGUCAUUUUCAGAUCUACAUGAGGAUGUAAAUUAUUUCGUAUACACAUUCAACGAGCGUGAUAUAAAUUAUGCAGCAUCCAUGGUCUAUACAACCUUCUAUCAAAUAUUCACUAGGGACAUGUGGUAUUAUAACUUGGACCUACAAGAACGGUAUACCACCAUAUUACCCUGCCCUCUGGAGCAUCUUGAAAUAAUUUUAUACAUUCAAGGAAGUUGACCUGUUACACAUAUCCUGUAGUGAUGGCUUUUCACGUACACAGUUCCUGGAUAUUACUCCUUUCAGGAUGUGUGUUGGUAGUACUCUACUCAUCGCUUCAUUGUGAAGCACAAUGUUCCAGCCCGGCUGCUAGGUUCGAAGCUUCAUCGCAACCUCAAUCGGUAUUCUCCCCUAACUAUCCCGAUGAAUAUCCAGAAGAUACGGCAUGUGCGUGGCUUAUCAACAGUCCUUCAGGAUCCAGCCGAAUUCAGCUAAGGGUGAUCAAAGAUGAUUUCUCGUGUUGCUGUAACAAUGACUAUUUGUUGAUAAAAGAUGGUGUAAACUCCUCUGCCAGGUCCAUCGCGAUACUGUGCUCUGACCAAAACCCAGUUGCAGUGACCAGUAGCGGUCACGCCCUCUACGGUGAAUUCCAGAGUAAUGGCGAUGGGAAUAUAGGUCUCGGUUACGAGAUCCAAUUCGACUAUUUUGAUGCCAUAGUUUCGUGUCCACCGGGCUGGAUCGAACGACUUGGUUACUGUUACAAACUAUACACCGAACCAUUACCAUGGCAACAGGCUGCAUCACGAUGUGGGUACGAUGGAGGGUUCCUAACCUCAAUAGUUAAUCCGGAAGAAAAUGAUUUCGUACUAGGUUUAUUUAAAGAUGAUACAUCUCUCUCCUGGAUAGGAAUGAAUUCUACUGGAAACUGGUUAGACGGUCUAAACUCACAAUUUUAUAAUAACUUUCAGGGGGAGUCACCAAGCACCUCUCAAUGUUCCGCUAUUGAGCUAAGUAACAAUGGACGAUGGACUGUUUCUGACUGCCUUAAUGAACAACUCACGUUUAUUUGCAAGAAAACUAAAGAUGGAUCCGGUGGAAGAUAUUGGACGGAGGUCGUAACCACUGACGAAAAUGGUGAAAAAAUAGCUCCCUAUGGAGUGAUUGGAGGCAUCAUCUUUGGUUUGUUCUUCUUUUGGAUGGUGUGCUGUUCUGGAACCAGGGAUAAUUGGUUGAUCACGAAAAUACUGAGUUGUAUACUCGAACGAAUAUCCGAUUGUUUUAGGUGCAUUGGGCAUUCUGUAAGAACUUGCUUAUCCUGCAAAUGUUUCAGGCGCGGGACAACAGAUGAAGGGAUUGAGGCAAGAAGGGCUAAUCCACAAUUUCGCUUCAGUGCGUCUUUCGACAAUAUAAGGUCGUCCACUAGGAUGUCAUCGUCGUCGUCAGAAAGUGGUGAUCGUUCGAGAAGAAUGUCGGUGAUAUCACAAUCGUCAUCGCCGCCGACUUACGGGGAUGUUACAUCAGAGCCCCCUCCUCCGGCCUACUCGGAAGCCUUAGAUCCUGUAUUUGAUAUUUCUCACAGUGACGUUGGAGGAUCGAGAUUGUCAUUGAAUAUCGGAGAAGUGGCCGCAGCACCAUCGUACGAGUCUGUCGUAGGUUCAGAAAGCAAUAUAUGAAGGAACAUUCUCAUGACUUUAAGAAUGUAACAACUAUUUAUACAUCAGUGUAAGGGACAACACCAUAUGGAGUCGGGUCAUCCU